Messenger RNA from Gossypium arboreum, 1104 nucleotides. Its product is annotated as norbelladine synthase-like. The record is from RefSeq and is a predicted model, not a curated record. Gene Ontology annotation, biological process: abscisic acid-activated signaling pathway; defense response. Lineage: Eukaryota; Viridiplantae; Streptophyta; Magnoliopsida; Malvales; Malvaceae. The transcript has 3 exons. Gene Ontology annotation, molecular function: protein phosphatase inhibitor activity; signaling receptor activity; abscisic acid binding. Bases 458 to 934 code for a protein of 158 amino acids. Gene Ontology annotation, cellular component: cytoplasm; nucleus.
UUGGUUCAGUAAAAUAUUUUGAGUCAACUGAAAAAGAAGACUUUAUUCCAUUACGCAAGGAGAAGUGGAAGACCAAAUCUCUCACUUUAUCCAAAUGUUCACUCUCUCACCUCCACUCAUCUCGUAAAAGGACUCCAUCAUAGGCAAAUUUUCUGUUUCUCCAUGAUCUUGGAUUUGAUAGCUUUCAUACACUAAAGCAAUACACAGAAAGCCUAGAUAACCAGAAGUUCAAUAAAUCUUAUGGUCACUUCCAAGGUAUUUUCAUUGAUUCCCACUUCGGGACUUCCAAACUGAAGGGCCGACCCCGUUUGAGAAAGGCAGGCGACCGAGUCAAUAUCUUUAUUGUUCCCUUUGUCGUUGUUCGAUUGUUUUGCAACUUACAAGUAUAUAUAAAAGAUUGGGGAAGGGAAGGUAUCAAAACUCACAAGCUUAUAACCAGACAAAAAAAAAGAGAAAGAUGCAGGGCCAUGUCUCACAGGACACUCCAGUUGGUGUUCCGGCAGCUUUAAUAUGGGAUGUAUACCGUGGUCUGGAACUGGGGAGGCUUGUGGAUAAACUAGCACCGGAGGUUCUUGGAAGGGUAGAAUUCGUAGAAGGUGAUGGAGGCGUUGGAACCAUUGCCAAACUCACACUUCCACCAGGAAGCCCUGGAAGGGGUUACAUGAAAGAAAGAUUCACAAAGAUUGAUGAUGAAAAUCGAGUUAAAGAAACAGAAGUGCUUGAAGGAGGAUACAAAGAUCUUGGAUUCGAUGGGGUUCGUAUUCGGUUAGAGAUAGUGGAGAAAGAUUCAGAAUCAUGUAUGGUGAGGUCAACUAUAGAGUAUGAAGGAGACGAGAAGCUUGCUGAUGUUGUUUCCCAUGUCAACGUUAAGCCACUGGAAAUGAUGGCUGAAAUUAUUGGGAAACAUCUCUGCCAAAACAAAUCCACUCUCUAGGACUUUCUUUUUCCAUGUUCCAAUCCAAUUACUUCGUUUCAUUGCUCAUUUCUCAUGCAUAUCCAAGAUAUGAGGGAUAUAUGUCCGUUUUACAGCGAAUGUUUGAGGUUCAUAGUUGUACUUUUAACAAUAUUAUCUUCAAAAUUCGAGUAUAUAUUAACAUAAUACAA